AUGGGUAUCCAUUUCCACGAGGCAAGUCCCAGUGGACCAUCAGAACAACGCGGAAGACUGGGGCCAGCAAGGGCACUGGUUUCUGCCCAAAUUCCCAGCGUUGUUUGGGCCGAAGAUGCCCUUUCGAUCGUCCACCGGGUUCCCACUGGGCUAUUUGAUUUCCAAAUACUCGUUCCGGACGACAAAGUGCACCUCGCUGCACAUGAAAUCUGUCGGCGACGCCCUUAUUCGAUCAUUGACGGCUCCCAAGAUGAUAGGUGGCUAGACUACAAGCUCUACAAUCAGGAGCGUCCGCCAGCGUUCAAGUUCGGAGAAACGUCUCUACUGCUAUGUCAUGCAGAGGCAAAAGGCCAUGAACCUGACCGAGUCUUGGUACACGCCGCAUCGACCUUCCACUUUGACCUUGUAGACCCGUCUCGCACCUGUCUGAACCCAGACCCACCAGACGCGGAGUCAUCUUCCAUUCGUUAUCCUACCCUCGCCGCAUUCUUCGAUGCCAUCAUCGACACGUUUUACGAACCACCCCUGCCUUACAUUCAUCGAGUCUUUCGCUCGCAACUGAAUGUUUUCCAUAGUUAUUUGCUCACUUAUAGCUUAGGGAAGGAGGGAAUUUUGGUUCAGGAAGAUCCGGUCACAAAAGAACCGACUCCUGUGCCGGAGUGCUGGCGUUUGCUGGAAGAGCUCAAGUAUGAGAAUCGGCCAUUCCUGAUUCGGAGUAUUCUUCAAACCGGUUCUCUGUCUUUCCAAGACGGCUUCAUAGAACGUCAGGAGCUCAAAGCUGAGCGAUUCGCAAAAUUGGGACUCAAGCACGUCCCACCACCGAUGCCUUACAACCCACUUAGCCGGCAGCGAGGCAUUCCUGAACCCUCUCAUGAGCCACGCCUUACUCCAUAUCUCACCACAGGGAGGAAUGGUAAACCAGGCAUCGACUGGCGACCGCUGGCGAGAUAUGCUUCCAUCGCCCAUCGCCUCCUCCGAUGA
This is a messenger RNA of Coprinopsis cinerea okayama7#130, 981 nucleotides long. RefSeq lists its product as hypothetical. The transcript is spliced from 4 exons. NCBI's taxonomy places the organism in Eukaryota, Fungi, Basidiomycota, Agaricomycetes, Agaricales, Psathyrellaceae. The coding region runs from base 1 to 981 and encodes 326 amino acids. The record is from RefSeq and is a predicted model, not a curated record.